Molecule: messenger RNA, 2355 nt
Organism: Pieris macdunnoughi
Lineage: Eukaryota; Metazoa; Arthropoda; Insecta; Lepidoptera; Pieridae
Source: the annotation of a GenBank genome assembly
AUGUAUUAUGUGGACUCACAGAAAACUUUAACGCGCCGCGAAAGUUCUCUUGUCGUUGAAAAAGAUGAAACUAAAAGCGAGUAUGAGGCGUUGUCUACCGCGCGUGGUCAAUCCACGGCGCGUCUUGUUAGCGAAUCGGGGGCUUCCCUAAUAGCCCGACAGAGGGGUUCUGUUCAGAGGGAACUGGUCACUCAGUUGUUUGAGUCUAUGCUAGAUCAUAUUGUAGAAUCGUGGUCGGUUAUAGAGCCUCCAAAACCGGAGGAAGGCCCCACAGAAUUUCCACGCACAGCUAGUGAAUUAACAUUGCCAGGCAAAAAGAAGAAAGCUAUUAGUGGAAAAUCCAGUAAAAACAAACGAAGUCAGUCGAAAAUUGAUUUAGACAAUACACAGCAAGAAACAGCUUUGCCUCAAGGUCACUGGUCAUGUCCAGACGAAAGAGCUAUUAUAAAAUUUCGUAAUGGAAAUUUGUAUGAAGGUAGUAUAUCAAUGAAAUGCAUGCACGGAGAGGGACGUUUUCAAUGGGCCGACGGAACAGUUUAUUUAGGACAAUUUAAAGACAAUGAAAUACGAGGCAAAGGUUUUAUUCAGUGGAAGGAUGACACUUGGUAUGAAGGCCAGUUUGUGGGGAACCUUCGUCACGGCGCAGGAUUAUACGUAGACUCACGGAAACAGCGCUCUUACGCAGGCGGAUGGUUCUCCGGCACUAAGCAUGGCUUCGGAGCAAUAUACUAUUCAGGAUCAUUUAAAAAUUCUUAUAACGGAGAGUGGGUUUAUAACGUGCGUCAUGGCUUUGGAUCUCGUGAAUAUUGUGCCUUAAGUGGUUAUAAAGGCUAUUGGGACUACUAUGUCAGAGAAGGAAAAGGUUUAAUGAUAUGGCCUAAUCACGACUUUUAUAGAGGCGAGUGGAAAAAUGGCGUCAUGUCUGGUUAUGGGAUUUAUAUUUGGGAUUCCUAUUAUAACAACGACAUGUCUUUACCCUCCAUUACUGCAUACAGGGGGAAUUGGGAUAAAGGCCAGCGACAUGGAUAUGGUAUACUUAACCUUGGCUUCGGUUUAGGCUCAUAUUACAAAGGCGAGUUUAAAAAUAAUAACAAGCAUGGUCCAGGGACUUUCAUUACAAAUGAUGGGCUUAUAUUGCAGGACAAAAUGUUGUUUAUAGACGACAAUUUUGGUCCAUUGAACUCUAAUCAAGAUUACAAUAAUUAUACAUUAGAAUGCAAACGAAGCCAAACGCAAGAGCCAUUCGAAUUUGACAUUUGUGAUCAAUAUAUUGGUCUUUUCUAUCAUAUAGAACAAGCACUUAAGGAGCUUGAUAAAGAACAAGAAACGAGAGAUAUGUUGAUAAGGGAAUUUUAUGAAAAUAAUAAAAUUCUGGGUUCUAUAUCUCUACAAAAGAACGAGAAUGUUAAAGAGAAUGAGAUAGAUUUCAAAUUCGAAGAAUUUUUGAAAUUCGAAGAAACUUCAUUGCGUAAAGCGCUGCAAUGUUAUGAAAUACAACUCAAACAAAUUUACUAUAAAUACGCUACAAUUUGUAACGAAGAAGAAAUUUACUAUACGCCAAUCCUGAUUCGUCUAUACUUAUGGCAGCUCUAUUUCGAUUGUAACAUUCACGAGAAACAUUUAACACUAGUAGAAAUCGAUAACAUUUUUCAUGCUAAUCCAGAAUGGCUUGCCAGGUCGCCUCACAAUCCUUUCGAAAAAAUUUACUUCUGGCAAUUUUUGCACGGCCUUAUAUCGAUUGCUAGGAAGUUGUAUGCGAAACGGCAUCUGCCUGAAAAAAGACCUGAUACGAUUCUGGCCAGUGCAUUUAGGAAUUUUAUGGACAACGAUGUUCUACCAGGAGUAGGUCGUAAAAAAGGAUUUCUCACCAGUGGAUAUGGCUUAUUUGUGCCCUUGACAGGAACCUAUAAUUUGUACCGUUGCUUAGGAGAGCCAUGUACAGUACGAGACUUUUUAUGUGCAAUGAAAAGACCACAGCAUUGCACCGAUUUACUACAACCAACAUUUAGGGAUGACGAAGUAUUGCUAGGUCGAAAUGCUUAUGUAUUUGGCGAUGAACUAACCUUUAUUGCAGAGUCCGCGCAGUUAGAAGACAAUUCUAAGGAAGAUCUAAAGCUGUUCAACAUCGGCAACCUCUCGAGCAAAGCUGUCAUUCUCUUUUUCUCAUCAAUUUUCCCGCAAAUUAUAAAAAAUGACAAAAUCAUGAGCCUCGACGUAAAAUUAACUUACUUUGAAUUUUAUCAAGUCCUCAUCGCCUGCGUUGAAGAAAGCAUUCGUUUAAGAAAUGAAGAGUUAAAGUGUCAGGAAAAAUCCACAACAAGUAUUCCUACAGAUAACUUGCCUAAGUUAAAAUAA